CAGCACAGGCCCUACCCUGUACAUUCAGCAACAACACAAGACAAGACAAGGGAGACGAGUGCACUCCUUGACAGGAUCCCCGACAUAGAUUGGAAGGCAAGCUGGGUGACAUGACAUUGCUGGGAGAAGCAGCACUCCCACGGGUUGGGGUUGACAGCUGGGGUUUAUUCAUUACACAGAGUCUUUUGCAAAACGUUUCUUAAACGGACUCAAACGUAACGGGGAGAGACUUACCUGCAUUUGUCCAAUAGAAACUCUUGUUUUAGUAGUUUUGGACUAAUGAUUACAGCCCUGGUGUGAGGAGUCCCGUUUCAGACAUCGCAUGGAGGACAGGUGUUCAGUUAAGCAGUGAUGCCUCACCGAAUUGGACCAUAUUCAGAAUAAUCGGAUGGUCCAGAUUGAAGCAGUGGGUGGUUAGGAAUUGAGAUUUGAUGCCUGCAUUUUAGGAGGUUUUUUAGUGCUCGGACACUUGCCUUUUGACAUGCACUCAACACAUUUAUUUCUUAUUUCUAACGGAGCUAAUCAAGGCUCCAAGAAUGAAUGUUUUUUAAAAACGUAUUGCAUGGUUCAAAGUUGUUGGAGGAGCUUUGUUAAGUUGUUAGUUUAGUUGGCUUUGAGUUGCCAACUUGUUCCAGCACUGUAGCCUACGACUGCAAACAAAAAGGAAAAUAGAUUUUCUUAUCCCGGGAUCGGAUCUACUGUAGUUAUAAAAGUAACUUCAUGUUAAGUAAAAAAAAUGUGUGCAUGUAUAACAUUUGGUAGAACGCAAUGUAUAGGCCAAUACUUUAAUCUUUCACCUCCGUGGUCAAUACUCAUGGAUUCAGUAUCACAUUGACAGGACUUACUGAUUUAUCAAAUCGAAAUGACCUGAAUGUGUGCCUUUGAACGUUUAUGCAAUCUUCUACGAAAUCACCACUGGCCAACCAUGUUAUUUAGAUAAUUUGGUGAUCAACAACUGAUCAGACUAUUUUCCUAAAAACGUACGGGGACACCUAGAUAAAACUACCAAAACGUCAAAUACUAUGCAGCGUCUGUUCCACGGCGCCGACACGAGUUUGCCUGCAGCGGAGUGGAAGCGCUCAUAGCUGGACCACCACCCUCUCCAAAAGGCGCGACCUACCGGAUUCUUUUACCUCAUUGUGGAACGAGUUGCGGUCGGCAGGCAUGUUCGCCGCAGUGGAGCAUGGCCCCGUCCUGUGCAGCGACUCCAACAUCCUCUGCCUGUCAUGGAAGGGCCGGGUACCCAAGAGCGAGAAGGAGAAGCCAGUGUGCCGGCGGCGCUACUAUGAGGAGGGCUGGCUUGCCACAGGGAAUGGGAGAGGGGUUGUCGGGGUAACGUUCACAUCCAGCCACUGCAGAAGGGAUCGGACUACCCCACAGAGGAUCAACUUCAACCUGAGAGGACACAAUAGUGAGGUGGUGCUGGUGCGAUGGAACGAGCCCUUUCAGAAGCUGGCCACCUGUGACACAGAUGGAGGGAUCUUUGUGUGGAUCCAGUACGAGGGCCGCUGGUCUGUGGAGCUGGUUAAUGACCGCGGGGCUCAGGUGAGUGACUUCACCUGGUCUCAUGACGGUACCCAGGCUCUCAUCUCUUACCGUGAUGGCUUUGUCCUGGUGGGCUCGGUCAGCGGCCAGAGACACUGGUCAUCAGAGAUCAACCUGGAGAGCCAGAUCACCUGUGGUAUCUGGACCCCCGAUGACCAGCAGGUGUUGUUUGGUACUGCGGAUGGCCAGGUGAUUGUGAUGGACUGCCACGGGCGCAUGCUGGCCCACAUCCUGCUGCACGAGUCAGACGGCAUUGUCAGCAUGUCAUGGAACUACCCCAGCUUCCUGGUGGAGGACAGCAGCGAGAGCGACACCGACUCAGACGACUACACACCACCACAAGUGCAACGUUUGAAGCCUCUGCUGACGGUCAGCUUCACCUCUGGAGACAUCAGCCUGAUGAACAACUAUGAUGACCUCUCUCCCACUCUCAUCCGCACUGGCCUCAAGGAUGUAGUGGUCCAGUGGUGUUCUCAGGGUGAUCUCCUGGCCGUGGCUGGGAUGGAGAGAGCUGUCCUGCCCUCCGACUCCUCCUGUCUACCUCCCACCAGAAACGCCAUCGUCAAGUUCUACAACGUCUGCGGAGAGCACAUCUACACACUGGACACGCCUGCACAGCGUCCCAUCACCACGCUGUGCUGGGGUCACCGGGACUCUCGUCUGUUCUUGGCGUGCGGCGCGGUACUCUACGUGGUGCGGGUGGAGCACCGGGUGGCCAGCCUGCAGCUGCUGUGCCAGCAGGGCAUCGCCGGGGCGCUCCGGGAGGAGAAGGACGUGGCAAAGCUCACCAUGCCCUCUCGUCUCUGCUCUUACGUCACCACAGCCUUCGCACCCACCAUCAAGCCCCCCAUUCCGGACCCCAACAAUAUGCGUGACUUUGUGAGUUACCCGACGGCGGGGAACGAGCGUUUGCACUGCACCAUGAAGCGUACGGAGGACAACCCUGAGGUGGGCGGGCCCUGUUACACCCUCUACCUGGAAUACCUGGGGGGCUUGGUGCCCAUCCUCAAGGGCCGACGCAUCAGCAAGCUCCGUCCCGAGUUCGUGAUCAUGGACCCCAAGACGGACGGCAAAGCAGAUGAGGUGUAUGGGAACAGUCUGAUCUCGUCGAUGAUAGACAGCUGUAACUGUUCAGACUCCAGUGAUAUAGAGCUGAGUGACGACUGGGUCGGCAAGAAAUCCCCAAAGAUAUCCAGAGGCAGCAAGUCUCCCAAACUUACCAGGAUCAAUAUUGACCCCAGGAAGUCCCCCAAACUGUCCCGCGCUACGCAGGAGAUCUCGCGGUCGCCACGGUUACCCAUCCGGAAGCCGUCCAUUGGAUCCCCAAGUCUCACCCGCAGAGAGUUCCCCUUAGAUGACAUCACACAGCAUAACUACCUUGCUCAGGUCACAUCCAACAUUUGGGGAACAAAGUUUAAGAUUGUGGGACUUGCCACCUUCUUGCCAACCAAUCUUGGUGCAGUGAUCUACAAGACGAGUCUGCUCCACCUGCAGCCCAGACAGAUGACCAUCUACCUGCCGGAGGUGCGUAAGAUCUCCAUGGACUACAUCAACCUGCCCGUGUUCAGCCCCAACGUUUUCAGUGAGGACGAGGAUGACCUGCCCGUCACCGGGGCCUCCGGCGUGGCCGACGACAACCCUCCCUGCACCGUCAACAUCCCCAUUGCCCCCAUCCACAGCCCUGCCCAGGCUAUGUCCCCCACCCAGAGCAUCGGCCUGGUCCAGUCCCUCCUAGCCAAUCAGAACGUCCAGCUGGACGUCCUAUCCAAUCCCACGGCCAUCUCCUCCGUGGCUGCUGCAGGGGCGGGGGGGUCGUCUGACCAGGGCCAGGACACCAUCCUGACCGCCCAGUACACGGUUCCCAGCAGGUACUCAAGUCCUGGACAGGUCAUCUUUGGAGGGCUGGAGAUGAGCCGGCUUCUGGUUGGGCCUCCCCAGAUCCAGAUCCCCCACCCUGCAGGGGGGCUGGUGGCUGAGAGAAGGGUCAGUGUAGAAAAUGAGCACCUGCUGAAGAUCAAACCCACCCGCUCUGCCCCCCAGCUGGCUGAGGGGGACACGGUGGUGUUCAGUGCCCCUCUGGAGCUCAGCAAGAUGAACCCCCCACCCCCCUACCCCGGGACGGUGGCUGCUGCUGCAGCUGCAGCCUCUGGACAGGCUGGGGGCAGUAACGGCACCCCGCCGCCAGUGGACCUGUGCCUGAAGAAGGGUGAGUUCUCCCUGUAUCCUCCUGGCCAGCAGGCGGCACAGUACCCAACGCCGCUAGGCUACGAGCGGAUAACUACAUUCGACAGCAGGGGUAACGUGGAAGAGGUGUGCCGGCCUCGAACGCGGCUCGUCUGCAACCAGAACAUCUACACGCUCCAGGUCCCGGGAAGCUCAGCCACCCUCCGGGUUACCUCCUCUUCUUCCUCCUCUUCCUCAUCGGACGGGAAGAAGAUCCAACUGCCCUACGCCUCAGCAACCCUCAACAGGCUCACCGUUCCCCGCUAUUCCAUACCCAGCGGAGAUCCGCCCCCCUACCCCGACACAGCCAAUCAGAACACCACAGGGGGGAGGAGCCCCGGACAGAGGCUGGACAGCAGUCUGAUCCACGCCACACUCAGACGGAACAGCCGAGAGGCCGCUCUCAAAGUCUCCCAGAUGCUGGACCCUCAGAGGACCCUGCCCCCCAAAGCCAAAUCCCAAAACGCUGCACUGGCAGCUUCCUACCAGCAGAGGGUGCCCACAGCCCUGUACACCUGCAGUCAGUGCAGUAGUAACAGCAGUUCGCUUAGCAGUGCAGCCAGCAGUGCUCCCAGUGGAACUGCGAAUGGAAUCGCAGGAGGUACAAUCAUUAGACAGGAUUUCCCUCUGGGGAAUGGAGCUCCUCACAGCACGGUGAUCGUCCACUCCAACAGCGCCUCUCCCUUAGCCUCUCAUUCCUCCUACAACCUGCUGAGCCUGGAUGGCUCUGGGAAUGGAGGAGGAGGUGGGAACAGAGACAGGGCUGACUAUGUGAACUCUGCCUUCACAGAGGAUGAAGCACUGAGUCAGUCAUUGAGGCAUCUGGCGCUAGGGGGUGCAGAUGUGUCUGGACUGACAGUCAAGAGGCCUCCGCCGUACCAGUGGGACCCAGCCGCCACUGAGGAGGUGUGGGUGCCCCAGGAACGGACUGGUACUCUGAGCUCUGCUGCCCCCCCCGGCACCCACAAACCACCCCCGCUCAUCCUCAGCCCGGCCCAGCACCUCGACCUCUCCCGGCUGCCUUUCGUCCUCUCCCCCAAGUCCCCCACCAGCCCCAGUGCUGCCUCUUUCCAGGCCGCCGCUGCAGCUGCAGGUUACCAGAUCUCCCUCCAGUACGCUCCUGGCACAACCUACAGUGGGCCCCAGCAGCAGCCCAUGCCAGGCUCUCCCCGGCUUUGCUCCCCUAAGGAGGUGGUGGCCCCGGUCCCCUUCUCCCAGCAGGAUGCCACCCUGGUCCUUCCACCUGGCUAUCCAGCCAACCUGUCUAACCUGGCCUGCUGCCCCCUCCCUCCAAUGUACCCGGGGGGUAGCUCCUGUGCCGGGCUCCCCAUCCCCCCCAUUGCCCUACACACUCCCUGGGGCACCUACAAUCCCUGCCCCCCCAUGCCCAGCCCUUCGGGGACGCUGCCCCCCAUGCCCGCCAAGCUCUCUCAGAUGAUGGUGGACAAGUCAGUCCUCUCUCCCCCUCCUCCCCCACCACCUCCCCCUCCCCCAGCAGAGAUGCAGCUGCAGGGUCACGGUGGCUCCCCAGAGGCCAUGGCCAUGGAGGCCGGAGAGGGCUUCCAGGAGGUCCUCUCCCUCAACGAGAGCCCCGUGCCCAGCAGCGCUGACAAGUUCGGCAAGAAGAACCGCAAGCGGGCCGAUGGCAGGGUUGAGGAGGCCAAUGCACCGGCCAUCGCCGAGGGAGGCAAGUCCAAGAAGGAGGGUCGGGCCCUGGGCGACUUCAACUCUCUGAUCUCCAGCCCGCGGCUGAGCGGCAGGGACAAGAAGAAGCCCAAAGGCCAGAAGGAGCAGCAGCUAAAGGCUAAGAAGCUGAGCAAGGCUCCCACAAACAGUGAGUUCCAGGACAGCUCAGAGAGUGAACCUGAGCUCUUCAUCAGUGGGGACGAGCUGCUCAACCAGUGCCAGAGCGGCAAGAAGGGCUGGAAGAGCAAGAGGAGCCUGCGGGUGGCCAGCGAGCUGGAGGAGAUCAAGUGCCGCAAGGCCAACGAGAAGGAGGACCGCGGGCUGGGAAGCCAGGGCUUUGUCUAUGUCAUGGCCAACAAGCAGCCACUGUGGAAUGAGGCCACUCAGGUCUACCAGCUGGACUUUGGGGGACGUGUCACACAGGAGUCGGCCAAGAACUUCCAGAUCGAACUGGAGGGGAGACAGGUGAUGCAGUUUGGCAGGAUUGACGGCAACGCCUACAUCCUGGACUUCCAGUACCCGUUCUCUGCUGUUCAAGCCUUCGCAGUGGCUCUAGCUAAUGUCACUCAACGCCUCAAAUGAGGUCCCACCCUCCACUUACACUGAAUCCUAGCGUGGAUCGGACCAUCUGCUGGAAGAUUAUUUAAUUUGAAGUUACUUUAAUAUUGGAGAAGAGACUGAAAUCAACUCUGUUUGCAAAUCGCAUCGCAAGCGAGAAAACGAGACACUGUGGUGCUGCACUGCCCAAUGUGGCCACCAGAGGGUGCAAUAAGCAUGGGCUGCAGGCAUUGGAGCAGGGCCAUAGUCUGCCUUGGCACUGUCAGCGGUCCCCUGUACUGCUUACAUGGCCCAAGAGCUCAGCUUUCUGUAGUCGUCAUGCAAAUAAAUGCUGCUUUAGCUAAUGGAAGCUAGCUAGUGGAAAGACUUAUCUCACAACCUUAAAAUGGUUUGGGUUUUCUGUCGGUAUGGUUAUGAGAGAUGAGUCGUUCUCUCUGCAGUUUUAAAAAGGAGCAGCAGUAAUACUUGAAAAAACUAUCUGGAAGAUUGAAGAUGUCGUUUUUUUCUUUCCAGAGCGUACAGGUACUACUGGGCACUGAAAUCCGUUGCUGUAUGAAACUUAAGUGAAACCGUUAUCAUCACUUAAUAACACUGCUUUGGCUUUUAGGUUUUUACACCUGAAGAUAAAAAUGUUCUUGGCUUUUGAAAUGUUAUUUUUUAGUUAUCUGCCAUGUGUUUUGUUACAAUCCAAAUCUAUCUUGGCUGGAUUUGAGGUUUCAAUAAAUGCAUUGUAUUGUUGGAGCACUAGCACACGCAAAUGCGCAAGUUGUCUGAUUUCCCUGUUGUCAUGAACUUUGGAGAGGUAAGGGGGAAAAAAGAUGUAAGCUGAACGGCAGUCCUUGGAAUUUGAAGGAAGAAAAGAUGAUGUAACUCAUAUGGUUUAAUGUAUCUCUGCAUUUGUUUUUCCUCUUGUUACGAAUAGGUCAUACAGUAUUCAGAUAUGAAUUUUAACAUUGUAAUUGUUCUUUGUAUUCAUGUUCUUAUUAUACAAUCUUAGUACCUUGUUUACAUGUAUUUCAAGAUGUCUGCUUUAUUUGGGAGAGACAGAGACUUAAUUGAAAUACUGUUCUGUACACUACAAAAUCGGUGUGUUUUAAAACGGUUUUACAGAAUAGUUGUGACCGUUAUCCUGUAUCUCCCAUUUUUAUCAUGGUGACAUGUUGAUGGGGACGCAAACAAAGAUCCUAGAGGUAAGAGUUCACCAAUCUGAACUCUGACUUUUGUUUCCCUGACAUGAAGUGAUUUGUCACCUGCUGUCACUUCUGUGAAGUGAGCGUCAGCAUGUAGGCGUGUCCUACCCUUAAGCCCACACUAAACAAGUAAGCAAGGUACAGGAAAUAUUUUUGUAUAUUUCACCUAUGCCAUUUCAUAAUUAUUAUUAUUAUUAUUUUUAAGUCUUGUAAAUAUUUGCCACAUAUCAGUCAUAAAUAUUGUAAAAUGAUCUGGUGGAGUUGGACGAACAGCUGUUUUCAUCGUAGCCAACUGUGUAGGUUCAACAUUAUGGAGGAUAGCUAUAGAAAUACACUACAAUCACUGAGGAACCUGACAUGUUUCUAUUCUUUCAGUCUUUGAAGUCAACCUCAAUUAAGGAGAAAGCUAUCUUAACUUGUUAGAACUUGGCAAGCUGAACCUGCAAUCUUUUAAGCGGACUAGUUUUUUUUAGACAGCCAGGCUUGGGGUCUCUGACCUGUGAACAGUCUGCAGGGGAAGGAUGCUGGAGCAAAAGCAGAUAGACACUUCAAGUGUUUGCGGACUUAAGUGUGGUAAGAUACCUGUUAACAUCAUCCACACUACUCAUUUUCAAACGUAUCAUUGGAAAAAUAUCUAAUUGAUGGAUGGUUAGGAUCACUUCAAAACGUGCGUGCCAAAAGAUGGAAUUACUACAUUUGGAAGAUUAAUACAAAGGGGCCUAGAUCACGUGUGUGCACAUGUGUGUGACAGAGAGAGCGAUCACUCCAAAGCAGAUCCACACACACAUCAUGGUCUUGACAGCAAUGAGAUUAUUAGAUUUGAUUAGAUUUUUCUUUCUUCCUCUGAGCUGUAUGUGAUAGUUGUUGGUUGGGGUGGGAUUAAGAUAGACUUGAUUUAAAGAAAAUAGCAUUACUUAAAAAUAUCCAUCAAUGUUCAUUUUGUGUUAACAGACAAUUUUGUUGUGCAAUAUUUUCUAAAGAAAGGUUCUCCCCUCACCAACACUGUUUGACAACCCUUCACUUUCACACUAGUAGUGUGGGGAAACUAUGAAAUUAAAUUUCUUUUUGCUGGUCUGUACAUUUUAUUUGAGAUUGUUUUUAUUAAGCUGAAGGCUGUACAUAACUUGUUGACUUUGCUGAAUAUUUCUUUCUGUUGAAAGGGGUUUGUUACUGGUGUAGCCUAUUUGUCAGAUCAUGGGAGGGGAGGG
This is a messenger RNA of Coregonus clupeaformis (lake whitefish), 8410 nucleotides long. It is a transcript of the gene tulp4a, whose product is annotated as TUB like protein 4a. NCBI's taxonomy places the organism in Eukaryota, Metazoa, Chordata, Actinopteri, Salmoniformes, Salmonidae. Bases 1165 to 6036 code for a protein of 1623 amino acids. Gene Ontology annotation, molecular function: protein binding. The record is from RefSeq and is a predicted model, not a curated record. The transcript is spliced from 15 exons.